AUGGCAUCUGAAGAUGACAUGGUUUAUUUGGAGAUGGCGGGUCUUUCGGUCGACGGUGAUGCGGAGGGUGAAGACGGCUUGGUCUUCGGAAUCGACGAUGGUGUACUCGACCAGGAUGACCUGUCAUUGUGUCUAGUGGGGCGGUUCUUAACAAGUCGACCUAUCAACUUCAAUGCGAUGGAGCACACCUUGGCGGCGCUUUGGCAGCCAUUUGAGCAAGUCUCUGUCCGUCGGGAGGAGGGUGAUCGGUAUGUAUUUCAAUUCUAUCAUUCAGUCGAUGUGCAGAGAGUUCUGGAUAUGCAUCCAUGUACGUUCAACAAUCAUCUCCUGGUUCUUGAGAAGUUGGAAGGUUUCUCCCACUCGUCUGAGGUUCCUCUUACCCAUGUCCCCUUCUGGAUUCAGGUGCAUGGUUUGCCGUCGGGGUUCUUUUCUGAACGUGUAGUGACCCGCAUAGGGAAUGAAUUGGGUUUCUUCAUGGAAUCUGAUCCUUACAACUUCAUGGGUCCUCGGAGGGCUUAUGUUCGGCUUCGAUACAAGCAUGACCUUUCAGCUCCCAUUCACAAAUCCUUGAGAAUGCGCAAGAGUGAUGGAGCAUGGUUCACUGCAACUUUUGCUUAUGAGAGGGCACCCAGUUUCUGUUUCAUUUGUGGACUGUUUGAUCAUACAGAGAAAUUUUGCAGGGAGCUUCUGAAGUUUGGGAAUGCGCCAGUGGUUCGAAAAUUUGGGCCGGAAUUACGUGCCAAUCAUCGACGCCCUCAGAGUCUUAGCAGCCGAUGGCUUAAGGGAGGAGGAGGGGAGCAAAGCAUCCAAGGUCAGUCGAGUUUUAAUUCUGGUAAUUCCACUGAUAGCGGACUGAAUCCGCCUCCAAAUGCUGGGGUCUAUAAUGAUCAUGAUAUGGAAAGGGGUCAAGAGGAUCUUGAUGUUGGGGAGGAUCAAGCUAUGGGUUUGGGAGUUGGUGUAACCAUUGUUGAUCCUAAACGGCGACGUAUAUAG
Manihot esculenta (cassava) is the source of this 993-nucleotide messenger RNA. RefSeq lists its product as uncharacterized. The transcript has a single exon. Lineage: Eukaryota; Viridiplantae; Streptophyta; Magnoliopsida; Malpighiales; Euphorbiaceae. The record is from RefSeq and is a predicted model, not a curated record. The coding region runs from base 1 to 993 and encodes 330 amino acids.